AGUGACCGACUUCCGGGAUAAGGUGAGCUAUAAAGCUGUCGAACAGCGUCAGUUUGAAAUGUUUUGUUGAACUUGUCGUGGAUAAUAUCAACAAACUGCGUGUCCAUGAAGUUAGCGGAGCUGAAACUUCUGUCGGAACAGCAUGAGUCUGCGAGAUAUCAGCGAGAACAUGAAGCUGGCGCGGGAGUACGCCUUGCUGGGAAACUACAGCUCAGCCAGUGUUCUCUAUAACGGCCUUCUGGAACAGAUCAGGAAGCACAUGUACGGCGUGCAGGACGGCGGCGUUCAGCAGAGAUGGCAGCAGCUGUGGCAGGAAGUCAGUGAGGAGAACCGACAGGUUCAGGACAUCAUGUCCACCCUGAGGAGCUUCCAGCUGGACACGGCGCCUGUUAAAGCCUCCAACCACGACGACUUUGAAAUGAGGCCGGCGCAUGUAGAACCAAGACACUCUCCCGGUCCCGUCAGACGUUCUAACUUCCAUAAGGAGAGCAAACCUCCCAACAACCGGCUGAGCGCGGCGGUGAGACCCCAUCAGAAGCAGUCACCGCGAGGCAGCAACGGAGACAAAAGCAGGGCCUCCAGAGGCAAAGAGAAGAAGGAGUCCAAGGAGGUGAAGGAGGCUGCUGGCAAAGCAAAAGAUGACAAGGAGAAGGAAGUGAAAAAGUUUGACGGGACAGGAUAUGACAAAGACCUGGUGGAGGCGCUAGAGAGGGACAUCAUAUCCCAGAACCCAAAUGUGAAAUGGGAUGACAUCGCAGAUUUAGAAGACGCCAAGAAACUCCUGAAAGAAGCGGUAGUGCUGCCCAUGUGGAUGCCUGCUUUCUUCAAAGGCAUCAGGAGACCAUGGAAGGGGGUGCUGAUGGUUGGGCCUCCAGGCACGGGGAAGACUCUUCUGGCCAAAGCAGUCGCCACCGAAUGCAGAACUACUUUUUUCAACGUGUCUUCAUCCACACUAACCUCAAAGUACCGAGGAGAGUCAGAGAAGCUGGUUCGCCUUCUUUUUGAGAUGGCUCGCUUUUACGCUCCAACAACCAUUUUCAUUGAUGAAAUCGACUCCAUGUGCAGCCGCAGAGGAACCUCAGAGGAACACGAGGCCAGCAGGAGAGUCAAGGCAGAGCUGCUGGUCCAGAUGGACGGCGUGGGCGGAGCCUCGGAGAACGACGACCCAUCAAAGAUGGUGAUGGUGCUCGCCGCUACCAACUUCCCCUGGGACAUCGACGAGGCCCUGAGGAGACGGCUGGAGAAGAGGAUUUACAUCCCUCUGCCUUCAGUUAAGGGGAGAGUGGAGAUGCUCCGGAUCAACCUGAAGGAGCUGGAGCUGGCCAGUGACGUGGAUCUGGACAAGAUCUCAGAGCAGCUGGAGGGCUACUCUGGAGCUGACAUCACCAACGUGUGCAGGGAUGCCUCUCUGAUGGCCAUGAGGAGAAGGAUUGAGGGCCUCACCCCGGAGGAGAUCCGUAACCUUUCCCGGGACGAGAUGCACAUGCCCACCACCAUGGAGGACUUUGAGUCUGCGCUGAAGAAGGUCUCCAAAUCGGUCUCUGCUACCGACCUGGAGAAGUACGAGAAGUGGAUCGAGGAGUUCGGGUCCUGCUGAGAGGGAAGGCCAACCUGAAUGUGUUCCAUUCAAACAGCUGAAGAGAGGAAAGCUGCACUUAAUGACUCCAUCUGAAGCCUGGAGUCCGACCUCCAACCGACACAGGUUUUUAUUCACUAGUGAAAUCGUCUAGUGUCCUUUGCACAGAUCUGUCAGUGGAUUCACUGAGAGCCAAUCAAAAGACCGCUUCUCUUCAGUCUUACCUCAGUCUAGAGACCAACAUUUCCCUUUUCUAUGUUUUGGAAAAUGUAAACGUCUAUAAAUGCAACACUACAGAUAUUUCUAUAAAUAAAGGUUUUGCUGUAUGCUUAAUGAAAUGGAAGAAGUUUUAUUUUCCUUCAGGAUCCGAAGACCAGCUUUGGUUCAAAGUCCUGCCAAAAAACUGUUAAAGGAAAAGUCCAGUCAG
This is a messenger RNA of Cyprinodon tularosa, 2003 nucleotides long. It is a transcript of the gene katna1, whose product is annotated as katanin p60 (ATPase containing) subunit A 1. Gene Ontology annotation, molecular function: ATP binding; microtubule binding; ATP hydrolysis activity. Gene Ontology annotation, cellular component: microtubule cytoskeleton. Lineage: Eukaryota; Metazoa; Chordata; Actinopteri; Cyprinodontiformes; Cyprinodontidae. The transcript has 11 exons. The coding region runs from base 143 to 1597 and encodes 484 amino acids. Gene Ontology annotation, biological process: microtubule severing. The record is from RefSeq and is a predicted model, not a curated record.